Andrographis paniculata is the source of this 868-nucleotide messenger RNA. RefSeq names its product protein CutA, chloroplastic-like. Lineage: Eukaryota; Viridiplantae; Streptophyta; Magnoliopsida; Lamiales; Acanthaceae. Gene Ontology annotation, molecular function: copper ion binding. Bases 168 to 692 code for a protein of 174 amino acids. The transcript is spliced from 7 exons. The record is from RefSeq and is a predicted model, not a curated record. Gene Ontology annotation, biological process: response to metal ion.
ACUUUGCUCAUAUUUUCACUUGGACUGUUCUAUUUACAGUCACUAACCAAGGAAGAUUGGGCGAGAUCGUUAUCUUGCAUGCUGAGCAACAAAAUCACCCCUAAAUUAAUCUACUGUGACCACAAGGUAAUACUAAUACCUAUCAAGCAAACCACAUUACAAUUCUCAUGGCAUUAAGACUUUCAUCCGUUGUCUCCUCUGCAGUGUUUCGUCGUCAACUGCCUCUGGUGGGUGUUUUCUGUGUGAUUAGUUUCGGUGUUGCCAAUCUGUGCUCCUCAAUUCCUCCAUUCUCUAGAACAGGAUCAAUAUUUGGUGUACAAGCUCAGGAGAGUAAACUUCACAAUAUAAGAAUGGAAGCAAGUAAAACUACUGUGCCCAGCAUAGUUGUCUAUGUCACUGUACCAAGCAAGGAAGCAGGACAGAAACUAGCAGCGAGCAUUGUCAAAGAACGACUUGCUGCCUGUGUUAAUCGAGUUCCAGGUGUUGAAUCAGUUUAUGAGUGGAAAGGAGAGAUACAAACUGAUACCGAAGAGUUGCUUAUCAUCAAGACCAGGGAAUCUCUUCUAGACGCUUUGACCCAACAUGUGAAGGCAAAUCAUGAAUAUGAGGUACCUGAAGUGAUCGCGAUGCCCAUAACCGGCGGCAACACACAAUAUCUGGAAUGGUUGAAGAACAGCACAAAGGAUCAAUAAGAUGGCCUGGCACUGGAUUAUCUUAGGGCAUCAUCAAAGUAUGUUUCUUGCAGCAUGUCUAUUCUAUUCUUACUUUUCUGUGGUGGUAUACAUAGCAAAAUUUCUGAUUAUCUGCCUUAACUUUACCAUUGGGUAAUAUUUAUAGUAAUUAAUAUAAAUACAAGUGCUCUUUGCUU